CAGUCAGGAUGGCAGCAUCGGGUUCCUUCCCGCUGCUGGUCGAGGGUUCUUGGGGUCCCGACCCCCCGAAGAACUUGAUCAACAAGUUGCAAAUGUACUUUCAGAGUCGGAAGAGAUCGGGAGGAGGGGAGUGCGAGGUCGUCCCGGAGCCGGGGAACCCAGCACGCUUCCUGGUGCUCUUCUUCCCAGAGGAUGUUCGGCAGAACGUUCUGGAGAAAGGGAAUCAUGAGUUAGUGUGGCAAGGAAAAGGAACAUUUAAGUUGACUGUCCAGUUGCCUGCAGACCCGGUGGAAGCCUCAGUCUCUAAGGAGGCAAGGAAGGCACCUCCAGAAGAGGAGUCCAAGACAAAGGAAGAUGCUGUGAAACCAGGUGAUUUGGAUACAACACAUUCUCCCAGUGGUGGAUCAGAAAAAACGGAAGAUGUCCCAAAAGAGUAUGAAAAUACUUCCUCCAUGGUGGCAUUUGAAAAUCUGCCCGAGAAAGUAUCAGAGAUGGUGCUGACCUUCCUCGUGGAGAAUAUAAGUGGCCUCUCCAGUGAUGACUUUAAGGUGGAAGUGAUCCGAGAUUUUGCUGUUGCCGUGGUUACCUUCCAGAAACCUAUAGAUAUCAAAAAAUUUAUUAUUGAUUGUAUCAGCCACCGCUCAAAUCAACAACUCCAGCUUGCCCCAAGACUUCUGGAAGCGACGAAUGUGGUCAGGGUAGAAAACCUGCCUCCUGGGGUGGAUGAUUACCAGCUGCAACUCUUCUUCGAAAACCCUUUCAACGGGGGCGGAAGGGUCGCCCGAGUUGAGUGUUUCCCAGAAGAGAGUUCGGCGCUGGUUGAGUUUUGUGACAGUAAAGUGUUAGACACCAUUAUGGCCAAGAAACACAGUUUCAACAAGAUGCCGCUGUCCGUCUUCCCCUAUUAUCCCUCUCUGGGCACAGCCCUGUAUGGUGAGGAGAAACCUCUGGUCAAGCUUCCAGAAUCUUUCCAGGAGUCUCUGGAUCUUCCUUUGUGGAAGUUCUUUCAGAAAAAUAACCAUCUGAUUGAGGAGAUAAAUGAUGAGAUGAGGCACUGUCACUGUGAGCUGACAUGGUCUGAAAUCAAUGGUAAACUGACCGUCAGACCUGCUGCCACCUUAGUCAGUCAUAGACGGAGCAUCAAGACCUGGCAGAAAGACGUAUCUGCAGCUCUCUCUGGCAUCAAGUCUAAGUAUGAAGUGAAGUUGUUUGAAGUGUGCUCGCCAGUAUGGGACAUCAUAAAGCAUGAACUGGAGUUAGGAGAUGACAGGGUUUUGAUUGAGUUUGAAAGAGAGAGUCUAAACGUAGCAGGAAAAUCAGAAGACGUUCAAGGCAUUAGCCAGCAAAUCAGGGAACUAAUAGAGAGCACCACUGAGAAGCUCAGAAGGGAAGAGCAGAGUCUGAAGGAGAAAGUGGCCAUUUCCCCAGGAAAGCAUUCUCUUUUGCACCACAGUGGCUUCCUGAAGUAUCUGAGCACACAAUACCCAGAGAUGGAGAUCUCUUACGAUGCCACGGCUCAGUUCCUGUGCUUUAAGGGCUUCCGUGAAGAUGUGUACAAAGUAAAGUGUGACAUCCAAGAAAAGGUGUUUUCCAUGGAUCAGAAAGAUGUCCAGGUUUCUUCUGAAGUCUUCGAAUUUCUGCAGCAAGCAGACAGUCAGAGACUCUCCGAGACUCUGUUUGAGGCUCAGAACAUUCUUGCCACAUACGAGCUGAAAGGUGCAGCUCUUCUCUUAAUUGGAAGUUCUUCCAAAGAUCUGGCAGAAGCUGAGGAACAAAUGCUCAGUGCCUUAAGUCAUAAGCACAUUGAAGUUGAGGACAAGGAAGUUCUGAGAAGUAAUGCGUGGAAUAAGAAAAUUUCCCCUCUGAAAAAGAGACUCGGUUCCUGUGCAACCAUUGUGGUCAAGAACGAAUUGACUUCAGGAAUCCCGGCUGCGGUCAUUGUUGCAGGCUGUGUGAAAGAAGUGAAUGAAAUCCAUAGCCAGCUUUUUGAGUUUUUGGAAAACAACAUGAAAGUUGAAAGAGCGGUUAAAAUCGAACCACCCUUGAUUAUUAACUAUUUAAGGACAGACAGGAGGCUAUUGUCAAAGAAGACCAGUGUGCUUGUGAAUUUUAGGCCUAACGACAUUUUGCUAAUUGGCUCCAAGAACAAAGUUCUAGAGUGCAUGGAUCUAGUCAAGGAAAUCCAGGAUUCAGUCUGUGUCAAAAGAUUCCAGACUGACAAAGCUGGUGCCAGGCACUUUUUCCAGGAUAAAGAAUCGUAUUACAAAACGGAGAUUAAACACCAGUAUGGGUGCAUCAUUGAACUGGAGGAGGAUAAAGAGGAGGGUGAAGAGGAGGAGGAGGACAGCACCAAGGAGCAGAAGUGCCACUUACAGAGGGACAUAGCCCCCGGAGUCAAACUGAUGGUCCACGAGGGAGACCUGAGUCGGUUUUCUGCUGAUGUGGUAGUGAAUGCAGCAAAUGAGAACCUGAAACACAUCAGUGGUCUUGCACUGUCUCUCUCAAAGGCAGCUGGCCCCAAACUCCAGGAUGCAUGUGACCAGAUAAUACAGGGGGAUGGCAUGGUCCUACCUGGCAAUGCUGUUAUCACAGAAGCAGGCAAGCUCCCUUGUCAUUAUGUCAUCCAUGCGGUAGGGCCUCGAUGGAAGGGAGAUAAGGUCCUGGAGUGUGUGAGCCUGCUGAAGAAAGUUGUGAAACAGAGUCUCACUUUAGCUGAAGAGUACAAGUGCCAGUCCAUAGCUAUACCAGCGAUCAGUUCUGGAAUCUUUGAUUUUCCCUUAGACCAGUGUGUGGCAACCAUUGUUUCAGCCAUCAAGGACAGCUUCCAAUUCAAGCAAGACAAACACACCUUGAAAAAGAUUUACCUGGUGGGCAUAUCUGCAAAGGUGGCCGGGGCCUUUGCUGAAGCUGUCAAGGCUACGUAUAAAGACACCUUUUUCCACCCAGCUUCCUCAUCCACUUUAAAAGCAUCAGCACCACUUGGGAAAAUGCCCCAGAAACCAGGCAGUCUGCUGGUGUCACCAGAAGGCCUGAAAAUCUGCCUGAUAGAAGGAGGCUUGCAGAAUGCUCAGACCCAUGCCAUUGUGAACUCUAUCUCCCCGGAUCUUAUACUCAACAAAGGACCCCUUUCUCAGGCCCUCUUGGAAAAGGCUGGGCCAGAACUGCAGGAGGAAUUGACUGAGGCAGGACAAGGAGUGUCUGUCAGUGUGGGCACAAUUCUCCAAACCAGUGGCUGUAAUCUCAACAGCCAUCACAUCUUCCAUGUGGUGACUCCACAAUGGAAAAGCAACAACAGUGCGUGGUCACUAAAGAUCAUGAAAAACAUCAUCCAUGACUGUCUGAGGACCGCUGAGGAUCUGUCCCUCCAAUCUAUUGCAUUUCCAGCAAUAGGAACGGGAAAUUUGGGGUUUCCUAAACCUGAAUUUGCCAAAUUAAUAAUUUCAGAAGUGCUCAAAUUUAGUAGCAGGAACCAACUGAAAACUUUACAAGAAGUUCAGUUUCUGUUGCACCCGAAGGACCAUGAAAACAUUCAGGCAUUUUCGGAUGAAUUUGACAAAAGAAAUAAUGGAGAUCCUAGUGACAAAAAUCCCAAGGCUGAAGACACACAAGGUAUCUAUGGGAGUCUUUCCAGCCCCACUUUAGGAGUGCAUGAGAUGAAUAUUGGCCCGAUCCUCUUCCAAGUGGCCACUGGGAACAUCAUCAAGGAAGUGGCGGAUGUGAUUGUCAAUUCAACGUCAGUCACGUUUAAUCUCAAAUCAGGGGUCUCCAAAGCAAUUUUGGAAGGUGCAGGACAAAUCGUGGAGCAAGAAUGUUCUCUCUUGGCUCAACAGAGUAACCGUGAGUAUAUAGUCACUGGAGGUGGAUUGUUGAAAUGUAAAAAUAUUAUUCAUGUUAUUGGUGGGAAUGACGUCAAGACAUCAGUUUCCUGUGUUUUGGAAGAAUGUGAACAACGGAAGCACUCAUCCAUUUGCCUGCCAGCUAUUGGCACAGGAAGUGCUCAGCAGGACCCAGACACCGUAGCAAAAGCGGUGAUAGACGCCAUUGAAGAAUUCGUCCAGAAAAAAUCAGUGCAGUGUGUGAAGAGAGUUAAAGUUGUUAUCUUCCAGCCCCAUAUUCUGGAAUUGUUUUAUGACAACAUGAAAAAAAGAGAAGGCUCUCCAGCUCCCCCCAAGCCGUCAGUGGUGUCCAGGAUUGCCUCCCUUUUUCGCUUUCCCAAGCAAGCUCCCCCCAAAAAGAACACCCCGGUUUUGAAAAAGAAAAUAGAGCUCACAGUUUUCCAGGUAUGUGGUCCAGGUGUAGACAGUGUGGACAGGGCAAUCUCCUGGUUAAAGGACCUGAUCACUAAGGAGCAGUUUACCUACACCAGUGAGGAUGAGUGUGUCAGAGACUUUGCCGUCGAGGAGGUCAGUAAACUGAAUGAGAUGCAGAAGAGGCUGAACAUCACUAUUGACCUGAACCGGAAGAAACCUUUGAUUGAAGUUUCGGGAAUUAGCAGAGAUGUGGUAAAAGCUAGAGAUGAGAUUGACAGCAUGAUCCAGAGCAUCCGAUUGGCUAAAGAAAAGGAAAACCAGGCAGACUAUGUCUCCACGUUUGUGGAAUGGCAAUACAUUGAUAAUAACAUCACACAGUGUUUUGACAAAAUAGCCAACAUGAAGUUGGAGGAUGCGUGGAAGGCAAAGCAGAAGAGCACGGUUGUCAAAAUUCACAAUCAGGACAUCACGGUGGACCUGAGCACAAACACAGCCACGGCUCCCGGAGGACUGAGUUUCAGUGUUCAGCGCCUCAUCAAAGCUGAAGCUGAAAUCCCUGCCAAUUGGAGUGACAUGAAUCAGAGAAAAUUGCUUGUGGUGACUCUGCAAACCGGAAGUACUGAAUACAACAUGGUGGCAAGCGCCUUCCGUCAGACCUGCCCAUACUUUGUCAUAGAGAACAUAGAAAGGAUUCAGAAUCCAACUCUUUGGAGAAAGUACCAGGCAAACAAAAAAGUUAUGGAUGAAAAGAAUGGCAAUGUAAGAAAUGAGAAGCAUCUCUUCCAUGGAACGGAGGCUAGCUCCGUGCCACAGCUCAACAGUAAUGGAUUUAACCGAAGCUAUGCUGGCAAGAAUGCUACUGCCUAUGGGAAAGGAACCUAUUUUGCUGUCAGUGCUUCCUAUUCUGCCAGUGACACGUAUUCCAGACCAGAUGCCAAUGGGAAAAAGUAUAUGUAUUAUGUGCGGGUUCUCACUGGAAACUACACAAACGGAAACUCAUCACUGAUUGUGCCUCCUUCAAGGGACCCUCAAAAUGCUACUGACUUGUAUGACACUGUUACAGAUAAUGAUAAAAAUCCGAGUAUAUUUGUAGUGUUUUAUGACAAUCAAGCAUACCCUGAGUAUCUUAUCACAUUUAGGCGGUAACACUUUGAGGUGCCUUCUGAAAGACAUCGUCAGUGUUCACGUAUCUGUGGUAAGACAAAUUUUAGCUGUUUUCCUUCUUAAGCUUUCUCUAAGAGCACAAGGUCUUUCUUUGCCAUGAUGUGUUUCCUCGGCUGCUCCUUCAUAGUGAAAAUGAAUCUUCUUGAGAGCCAAUCACCUGAGAAUUUAAAACAGGUAACAGCUGUAACUUCGUCCACAAAUAUGAACCUCAAAUCUGUGGAAAAUAACAGACUUUUAUGUUCUGGAAGGACAGUAACACCUUUGUGCACUUUUAGAAAGCCCCACAAUCCCAGGUGCCACCAGUGGAAUCGUGUCAGAGCACCACUGUGUUGUGGGACACAGUACCACUGAACCAAUGAGCCUGCUAUCUUCCUUGCUGCCAACUGGACAGAUUCCAAGACAGAGAACUUCGUUCUUCACUAACAAAGCUGUGUCGUGUGGGUUGGACAGCUCCAGCCAGGGUAAUAUACAAACUGGAUGCUGGGAUGUGGCUCUGGGUCUGUGUGUACUGAGCCUCCCAAGGAGACACACAGCUCAAGCCCUGGCCCCAAUUGCCAGUGGGCCCUUUUAAUGUUGACACCAAUGUUCACGCUACCUAGAGAAGAAAUGUGAUGGUGCCUGCUACCUCUUCAGUGAAAACCCUUCUACCAUGUGAAAAUGAGUGAACUCUUAAGGGUAUCUAUUGGCUAGCAUCUUUCCUGUGGCAGGCCAGCUUGUGAUAACUUGAAAGCUUUACGUAUAAGUCAGUUAUUUUGCUAACUUACUAACAGUGUCUACUGGAUGUGAAUUAUUUCUUGUGGUGUCAGAGAUUACCCAGGGCCUCACAGGAGCCAGGCAAGUAGUCUACCACUGAACUGUAUUCCCAGCCCUCUUCUUGUUUUGAGGCAGGAUUCCAUUAAGUUGCCCUGGCAGGGCCUGAACUCAUUAUCUUCCUGCUUUGGCUACUUAUUGGGGCGGGGGGGGGGUUGUCUGUGCUUAAGUUGUUCUUUUAAUUUCCUCCCGUACAUUUCGGACUCAAUGCCAUUUAUUGAGUGCCUGGACCUUUAUCAGGUAGUAUAAGAGGUGUGUUCACAUACAUGAUUUUGUUCCCAUCAACAGUACAGUGUAAGAAUUAUUCCAUUAUUUCAAGGCUUAGGACCAUGUUCAGAGUACAAGAAAUGUCCUUGUGUAAGGUCACCGAGGCAGGAACUGCAGAGCCAGCCAGCCGAGUCUUGGUAUUGUUGUUGAGCCCCUCACUGUAACCAACCACAGAGCCUGGCCUUGAGAUAAGUGUGUGCUGCUUUAGAAGUUAUCUUGGAUGGUCUGAGGCAAACCCAGAUUUCCUUGGCUUUUUUCCUUCUGGAAUUGGUGUCCACUCUACCCCUUAUUAGGCGUUUUCUAGGCCAUGGAGCUGGUGCUGUGUAAUGGUCCCAGGUGGUACACUCUUGGAUGUUGGGGGAUUAAAGUGCUGGUCCCUACCAUUGGCAUCACCAGUGGGCUUCAAGCAGAGAGGGGUCCCCAUUGUCAUCCCAUCAACACCGAGGCCUUGAGACAUUGGCUGUUGUCUUAAGUGGACUGGCAGAGACUGUGGCUUGGGAAGGGACUUCCUCAGCACUGGCACCUGAACUUGGCACUAAGGAUGGGCUGAAGAGACGGGAUGAAAGGGAGAGGCGUGCUCUCAUUUGCCCCUGUUCUCGAGUGGCUUGGUUAAUCAGGGCAAGGCUGAGGUAGUGAGAUGUUACACUGAAGUAUAAAGACCCAGCCAACAAAUGUUCCAGUCACUUUCAGUCAAAAGUAAAUAUGUCAUUGUCAUUUUUUUCACUUCCUAGUAAAGUUACAUAAUUACAU
Arvicanthis niloticus (Nile rat) is the source of this 7241-nucleotide messenger RNA. RefSeq names its product poly(ADP-ribose) polymerase family member 14 (gene Parp14). Gene Ontology annotation, biological process: protein poly-ADP-ribosylation; negative regulation of gene expression. Gene Ontology annotation, cellular component: cytoplasm; nucleus. Lineage: Eukaryota; Metazoa; Chordata; Mammalia; Rodentia; Muridae. The record is from RefSeq and is a predicted model, not a curated record. Gene Ontology annotation, molecular function: transcription corepressor activity; NAD+ poly-ADP-ribosyltransferase activity.